This is a messenger RNA of Nothobranchius furzeri (turquoise killifish), 5465 nucleotides long. RefSeq names its product kinesin-1 heavy chain. Gene Ontology annotation, molecular function: microtubule binding; ATP binding; microtubule motor activity. Gene Ontology annotation, biological process: mitotic cell cycle; microtubule-based movement. The record is from RefSeq and is a predicted model, not a curated record. NCBI's taxonomy places the organism in Eukaryota, Metazoa, Chordata, Actinopteri, Cyprinodontiformes, Nothobranchiidae. Gene Ontology annotation, cellular component: microtubule.
GAGGGGUGAGGCAGACCCGUCACCGCCGCCGCUCAUCCACCGGUAUCAUGGCUUCCUAACCGGAGGGGGAAGUGGCUGAGAGCAAAACAAGGAUUUUUUUGUUCAGUGCCCCUGCUCUUAAUCCAUCACCUGUGAUUCGGACAGAGGGGCUUGGCCUCCCAAAUCGCCGCCAACGGCCGCCCCUGGGAUCCAAGACCUACUUUAAUUUUUAUCGGUGAAUUUCCAUUCGGUAGCCGUGGAAGAUGGCCGACCCGGCGGAGUGCACCAUCAAAGUGAUGUGCCGUUUCAGGCCCCUCAAUAGCUCCGAGGUGACCAGAGGCGACAAAUACAUUCCCAAGUUUCAGGGGGAGGAUACUAUCGUUAUUGGGGGGAAACCGUACAUGUUUGACAGAGUGUUUCAGUCGAGUACAACACAAGAACAAGUCUACAACGCCUGUGCCCAGAAGAUUGUAAAAGAUGUUCUUGAAGGAUACAAUGGAACGAUUUUUGCUUACGGACAGACGUCUUCUGGUAAAACACACACCAUGGAGGGAAAUCUCCAUGACACAGAUUCAAUGGGCAUCAUCCCCAGGAUAGUGCAAGACAUCUUCAACUACAUCUAUGCCAUGGAUGAAAACCUGGAGUUUCACAUCAAAGUUUCUUAUUUUGAAAUCUACUUAGACAAAAUCCGAGAUCUUUUGGAUGUGUCAAAGACCAAUUUAUCGGUGCAUGAAGACAAAAACAGAGUGCCCUAUGUCAAGGGCUGCACUGAAAGAUUUGUCUGCAGCCCAGAGGAAGUCAUGGACACGAUCGAUGAAGGCAAAUCUAACAGACACGUAGCGGUCACAAACAUGAACGAGCACAGCUCCAGGAGUCACAGCAUUUUCCUGAUCAACGUGAAACAGGAGAACACUCAGACGGAGCAGAAGCUGAGCGGAAAACUUUACCUGGUGGAUCUCGCUGGCAGUGAGAAGGUCAGUAAAACCGGCGCAGAAGGAGCCGUGCUGGAUGAAGCCAAGAAUAUCAACAAGUCCCUGUCGUCUCUGGGGAACGUCAUCUCAGCGUUGGCUGAAGGAUCGGCCUACAUCCCCUACCGAGACAGCAAGAUGACCCGGAUCCUGCAGGACUCGCUGGGUGGUAACUGUCGAACAACCAUUGUCAUCUGCUGCUCUCCUUCCUCUUAUAAUGAGGCUGAAACCAAAUCCACCCUGAUGUUCGGCCAAAGAGCAAAGACCAUCAAGAACACAGUGACGGUGAACAUCGAGCUGACAGCAGAGCAGUGGAAGCAGAAGUAUGAGAGGGAGAAGGAGAAGAACAAGACUCUGAGGAACACCGUCACCUGGCUGGAGAACGAGCUCAACCGCUGGAGGAACGGUGAGAGUGUGCCGGUGGAGGAGCAGUUUGACAAGGAGAAGGCCAACGCUGAGGUGUUGGCUCUGGACAACAUUCUCAACGACAAGCCGGCGUCCACGCCUAACGUUCCUGGGGUUCGCCUCACGGACGUGGAGAAGGACAAGUGUGAGGCGGAGCUGGGGAAGCUUUACAAACAGCUGGAUGAUAAGGACGAUGAAAUCAACCAGCAGAGCCAGCUGGUGGAGAAGCUGAAGCAGCAGAUGCUGGAUCAGGAGGAGCUCCUAGCGUCCUCCCGACGAGAUCACGAGAACCUCCAGGCUGAGCUGAAUCGCCUUCAGGCUGAAAACGAGGCAUCGAAGGAAGAAGUGAAGGAGGUGCUGCAGGCCCUGGAGGAGCUGGCCGUUAACUACGACCAGAAAAGCCAGGAGGUGGAGGAUAAGACCAAGGAGUUUGAGAGCAUCAGCGAGGAGCUUAGCCAAAAAUCGUCCAUCUUGUCUUCCCUGGACUCAGAGCUCCAGAAGCUGAAGGAAAUGUCCAACCACCAGAAGAAGAGGGUGACUGAGAUGAUGUCAUCACUGCUGAAAGACUUGGCCGAGAUCGGUAUCGCUGUGGGCAGCAACGAUAUUAAGCAGCACGAGGGCGGCAGUGGCCUGAUAGACGAGGAGUUCACGGUGGCUCGUCUCUACAUCAGCAAGUUGAAGUCAGAGGUGAAAACGAUGGUGAAACGCUGCAAGCAGCUGGAGAGCAUCCAGUCAGACAGCAACAAGAAGAUGGACGAAAACGAGAAAGAGCUGGCCGCCUGCCAGCUGCGCAUCUCUCAGCACGAGGCUAAAAUCAAGUCCCUGACCGAGUAUCUUCAGAAUGUGGAGCAGAAGAAGAGGCAGCUGGAGGAGAAUGUGGACUCUCUGAAUGAGGAGCUAGUAAAACUUAGCGCUCAGGAAAAAGUUCAUGCUAUGGAGAAAGAGAAUGAGAUCCAGACGGCCAACGAAGUCAAGGAAGCAGUGGAGAAGCAGAUCCACUCCCAUCGGGAAGCCCACCAGAAACAGAUCAGCAGCCUGAGAGACGAGCUGGACAACAAGGAGAAACUCAUCACCGAUCUGCAGGAUUUGAACCAGAAGAUCAUGCUGGAGCACGAGAGACUCAAGGUGGAGCACGAGAAACUCAAGUCCACUGACCAGGAGAAGAGCCGCAAACUGCACGAGCUAACGGUGAUGCAGGACAGAAGGGAGCAGGCCCGACAGGACCUGAAGGGUCUGGAGGAGACGGUGGCCAAAGAGCUGCAGACUCUGCACAAUCUGAGGAAACUCUUUGUUCAGGACCUGGCCACCAGAGUUAAAAAGAGUGCAGAGAUGGACUCGGACGACACUGGAGGCAGCGCCGCGCAGAAACAGAAGAUCUCCUUUCUUGAGAACAAUCUUGAACAGCUCACCAAGGUUCACAAACAGCUGGUUCGUGAUAAUGCAGACCUUCGCUGUGAACUUCCGAAACUGGAAAAGCGUCUUCGUGCUACGGCUGAGCGGGUCAAGGCCUUGGAAUCUGCACUGAAGGAAGCCAAGGAGAACGCCGCCCGCGACCGCAAGCGCUACCAGCAGGAGGUGGAUCGCAUCAAGGAGGCCGUCAGAGCCAAGAACAUGGCCAGGAGGGGCCACUCGGCUCAGAUCGCCAAACCCAUCCGGCCUGGACAGCAGCCUGUGGCGUCGCCCACCCACCCAAACAUCAAUCGCAGUGGGGGGGGCUUCUACCAGAACAGCCAGACGGUGUCUAUCAGGGGAGGGGGCAGCAAGCCUGACAAGAACUGAGCAGCAGCCGAGCAGAAGAAUGACACCACAGAAGAAGAAGCCAACCACGCACCCACCCACCUAAACGACCCGUCAUUCCAUUACAGCAACAGGCUCCUGCUUGCAGCUCUGGAGACAUGAAGGAGUUUCUGAUUAUAAAUAUAAAUGUAUAAUAAAUGACCCCGGCCUGUACAGCUCCGGCCCCCAGCCCCUUCCCCUCCCCAGCUUCUCCACACCAGUUAUCGUUCUCUUACGGGAUGAAAACAGAAAAGAGCUCAUUUUAAUUUACAAAAUGCAGAAUAAGCCUCGUGGAACCAAACGCAGUCCUGAGCGCAACCUCUGCCAGCGAAGCUGCGCCAUUCGAAUGUGCGGCUUCGGUUUCGUGUCUGUUUUGCACAGUCCGUCGUCAUCCGUCGUCUUUGUGCGAAUAGUUCUGCGCUGUGCCAAGAUGAAUGUAACGGUAGCAAGAACCCGAAAAAAAUGUACAAGAACACAACAAAAAGACCAAAAAACAGAGAAGAGACAGGACAUCGCUCUAACUUCUGUACAUUUCAUUAUUAUAACUCUUAUUAUCGGUUCUUAACCACACUUUUCUCUGGGUAGAUUUUACAUGCUUCUUAAAAAAAAAACUAGAAAAGAAACCCAAACUAUAAAGUUGUGACUUCUGUAGAAGGCGUUGAGCACGACUGUUGUGUCCAGACUCGUUGUACAGAUGUGAACGUGGCGCCGCUGCAGAAAAGCAGCAGGGCGUGGCUGAAAAGAAGGAUUGCAGAAGCCCGGACUGCGUGCUGUAGAUGUAUUUAAUGAGAUACCUGUGGAGGUUGGUUGUUUUUAUCUUUAAGUUAAACUUGUUCUGAGUGGCUUGGUGGGAAGGAAUGUUGAAGGGAAAGAGGAGAACGAUCCGGUUAACACAACCAAACUUCCACCUUUUAGCUGAGGAGGCUAAGUUGCUACUUGUACUGUUUUAAGUGGUGAACAAUGCUGUGUUAAUAGAUGCUAUUUAUAUCUCACUGCACAUUGGAGCACACAGACUGAGACGGUCCUCUCCCAGCUGGGUCCCCCAUCUCUCGUCUCACAUAUCCAGGACCUUUGAGUUUCAAACCCCCGCCGCCCCAUUUGUGUCAGGAAUUCUGUUGAAUUCUGUUCCAGGGUGCCUCGUUUCUUCUUUAUUCUCCCUCCUGCAUCGUUGUUUUUGUUUUCUUAGCUCUAGGACCGGCAUUACGCUGGGUUUCGUGUGCUCUCUGAUUGUACUAUCGAUGGUGUCGUUUUUUUGUCUGACGAGUGGGGUUGGAUCAGACCCUCGCUGCUGACCAGCCAGUCAGGGAUAGCAGGGUCUAAAAUUGCACGCUAAUCUUCUGCCGUGGCGUGGAAGAAGGGUUUAUUUAACUAAAUCUAGUCGGGGGCUAUAGGAUUUGUUUUGUUUUACCAUUUUUCUUCUUAUUUCCCAACACAUCUUUUGUUUUUCACCCUGUGAAGCCCCAGUUUGGUGACGAGAAAGCUUAUUGUGACUGUAACCCCAGCAUGAAAACUCUAACAUCCUGUAAAAGUGCAAUAAUCUGUAAGAUACACUGUUGGCGGGCACUCAUCCUGCCACGCCUCCUCUCUGUUAUCUCACUGAAGGCUUCUUUCAUCACUCUUUCUGAAAAGUUGAAACACAAAACACCUUUUCUUCCUUCUUCAAUACAAACAGUAAAAAAAAAGCUUCUGUAGAAGACUGAGUUUUAGGAUAAAGCUCUUUUGGAAAGACGGAUUAAAGGAGCCUCUAUUGACAGGAUGCAGUAUUCGGCUCCAAAAGAGGGAUAGGAUUCCUGUAAAAGGUGUCACGUUAAAUCCUGUCAUCUGAGAGCAAGAAAGUCCAGUUUCAGAGCACUUCUUCACAAAGUCUGCACUCCGGGAAGGAAGAAACACUCCAUGUGUGGCUGUUUUUAACGAGGUGCAAAGAAGUUUCCAAAGCCCUUUGAGUGGAGAACAAACAACCUGAGUAGUUUCAGGAGCUGCAGCUGCAGCACGAUGUUCAAAAUGUUCUCCUUUGACCUUCCGCCAAAAACUGGAUCUGAAACGGAUAAUUUAGCAAACGAGUUCAGCAGAGAAUACUUGUGGUGUUUAUCUAAAUUAAAUUUUGCUUUCUAAAUUGAAAAAAGUGUAGCCUUUUUUAUUACUGUGUAAUAGUCUGUCAGUUUUUAAAGGACGGUUUUUGGGAAUUGUCAGUGGAGAAGGUACUGGAUCAUUCCUGGAGAACUGGGGCACAAGUAGCAGGGCUCUGAUAUGAACUGAGACGGGACAGUCGUGAGAUCACGGUUUUGAUAUGACUGCAUGAUGUAAAUGUAUGUGUGAUUAAAUAAUUAUGAGAAACAG